AUGUCUCGGUCUUCGCCCUCUUCCACUCCUGCCUCCCUUCACUAUUCAAGAUUCCCCGGAUUCUUUGCAGGCAGUACUGCAGGCAGUAGGACAUGGUUGGCCAGUCCCGAGGCCGACCAGCACACAUGUUGCUUCAAAGGUGAAGGAGCGAUGCUGAUCACCGUUUGCGUGGAUGACGGCGUGAUGUCUCACUCGGACAAGUGGCACGGCGUGGCUGCAGGCGCGAGAGCCUGCUACGAGCUCGAGGUGCAUUCUGCCGUCGCGACGAGAAUGUGUUCCCAGUUUUCACCUCUUCUGUCCGCAUCCUGCUCGUUACCAUUUGGGCGCAGACCCCGCGCCGCGCAGACCCCUCGCGUGGACACUCCUGCGGGC
This is a messenger RNA of Prorocentrum cordatum, 372 nucleotides long. Lineage: Eukaryota; Dinophyceae; Prorocentrales; Prorocentraceae. The record is from the annotation of a GenBank genome assembly.